UUUAGAAUAUUUAGACACACAGGACCUGUUGAGGUUGGAUGUUUCCAUAAAUCCGAGUUAUCCUGAAUGCGUCACGGGGUUGAAUCCGGAAGCAUAGUAGCUCUGAAUUUACUGCAGCGGCAUCCUGGUGGGUUAGGCUCGGGACCUCAAGCUACUGCAAACAGGUAUGCUGUGAAACAGGUUUUUGUGAAGCUGAAUUUCCGAAGCCUGACAGUAAAAUCCGUGGCCAUGUCUCAGAAGGACCUGAAGGAAGCGUUUAUCAGUAACCUCAAUGGGACCAGUCUGCAGGAGGUGGCCCUGGGCUCUUUUCUGGCCCCACUAUGUCUCAUUAACAGAGGACUGAUUUUGACUAUCUACUAUCAGGCCAAAAAGACUCUUCCUCUGCCACUUCCAUUGAUUUCUCACCUGAUUCUAGACUUCUGUUUGCUUAUCCUUCCCCUCGUCCUGUCGUGCACCGUGCUGAGCAGCGUUCUCCACCAGGUCAUCUUGGGCCUUACCGUUGUUUCAGCCUUUGUAUUAUGGUACAUCCACCAUGUCAGUAUUCAAUCUGCUCAGAGAACUGUCAGCACCUUCCUCAAGAGCCACGUUCAAUUCAAACAGGUUCCCUUUGUGACCAUCUUUCGAGUGUUUGUGAAUGUGAAAACAGCCAUCAGCAUUCUUGCUGUAGACUUCAGUGUCUUUCCAAGGCGAUAUGCUAAAGCUGAAACCUAUGGGACAGGUGUUAUGGACUUUGGUGUUGGAGCGUAUGUCUUUGCAAAUGCCCUUGUGUGUCCAGAGGCACGGGGGAAGAACAUCUCAGGAUCCAAGAUGAAUCACAUCGCUAAGCAGCUCAUGUCUGUGUGGCCCCUGGUUGUGCUUGGCAUGGGAAGGCUUCUGAGCCUCAAGAUGUCCGGCUACCAGGAGCAUGUGACAGAAUAUGGCGUCCACUGGAACUUUUUCUUCACACUAGCUAUUGUCAGAGUUGUGGCUUCUGUGCUUUUGGCCAUUUUACCAGCCAAUAAAUCAUGGCUCGUUGCCCUUCUGAUCAGCGGAUGUUAUCAAUUCACUCUGGAGACAUCUGGCCUAAAGGCUUUCAUUAUCCACAACAAUGACAGAGAAAAGGACUUUCUCCAUGCUAACAAGGAGGGCAUAUUCUCUGUCCUGGGUUACGUAGCCAUCUAUAUGGCAGGGGUUCAGGUUGGACUCUAUGUAAUGCAACCCAGAUCCAAUGUUAGACAGUGGCUCCAAACCAUUUUUAACCUGUUCUUGGGAAGUGUGGUCCUGUACACUGCUUUGUUCGCAUGUCUGACAUUCGUUGAGCCAGUGUCUCGCCGCUUAGCUAAUCUACCUUUCUUCCUGUGGAGUGUGGCUCAGUCUUUAUUUUUUAUGUCCUGUCUUGGUACAGCUGAUAUGGUUUUACUGUUUUCCAAAAGAUCAUCAGGCUGUCACUUGAUGCCCACAUCAUGGAAUUUGUAUAAAAAACAAUCAGACUCUGAUAAAAAGACAGACGAGAUAGAAAGACACUGUAUUGUUCAAGCCGUCAGCAGGAAUCAGCUGUUAUUUUUCUUGCUUGCAAAUGUCAUGACAGGCUUAACCAACUACAUAGUGGACACACUCAGUUGCAGUAGCUCAUUUUCAGUGUGUGUUUUGCUUUCUUACAUGUUCGUUAAUUGCUCUGUAAUACAGGUUUUACAUUUCUUGGGAAUAACUUUGAAAUUCUGGUAAAAUUGCAUUCAUCAAACAUGGUUCAUUUGUGUAAAGUCUUUUUUCUGGGGGUUGAAUGGCAGACUUGGACAUUUAAAAACGCUGAAGACAUAGAUGUUAUGUUACGAGAAGACAUUUUCUGUGAUAUUGAACAUACAACUGUACAUUAUUUGUUUGUUUAUGGAAGUAAAUGCAUGUCUUGAUAAAAUGUUGUCUCAAAAUAAGUGAGGCCUUGGAAAACAAAAUAUAAUAAAUCCAAAAGUUUUCGUUGA
Messenger RNA from Trematomus bernacchii (emerald rockcod), 1955 nucleotides. It is a transcript of the gene pigw, whose product is annotated as phosphatidylinositol glycan anchor biosynthesis, class W. The record is from RefSeq and is a predicted model, not a curated record. The transcript is spliced from 2 exons. Gene Ontology annotation, molecular function: glucosaminyl-phosphatidylinositol O-acyltransferase activity. Gene Ontology annotation, biological process: protein localization to plasma membrane; GPI anchor biosynthetic process. Lineage: Eukaryota; Metazoa; Chordata; Actinopteri; Perciformes; Nototheniidae. The coding region runs from base 67 to 1704 and encodes 545 amino acids. Gene Ontology annotation, cellular component: membrane; endoplasmic reticulum.